GUAAUGACUUUCCUAACAAGCAAGAUUGGGUCGUCUGGUGAACAUACCGUGUAAGCUAGGUAUUGACAAAUUAAGUGAGUAAAGUGACAUUUUUCUUUUGUGUAUGCUUGUCAGCAACCUACUCUCCCUUUUAUUGAAUCCACUCUUCCCUUGUAGCUCAAAAUGGGUGAAGUAAUGCUUGUCAGCAACCUUUUCUCCAUUUUUUAAAGCCACUCUUCAGUUUGUAGCUCAAAAUGGGUGAAAUAGUUCCUCCGGUUGCUGUCUAUAAAUACCCAUCAAACCACUACUCAACCUACUGCUUGCAUCUCACUUCAAUUCCCACACUUUAUAUAUUCUCAUUCAAGGAAAAAAACACACACACACACACACACACAUAUAUAUAGAUGGAGAGAGAGUGCAUAGAAGAAGGUUUAUUGUCUAACUCUCUCCUCCUUCAAUCCAACUCGGAUAUCAACCACCACAACAAUAAAUCCACCAUCACUGCCGUUGUCAUCUUCAGCACCUUCAUCGCCGUCUGCGGAUCGUUCUGUUAUGGCAGCGCUCUGGGUUAUUCAUCACCUGCCGAAUCUGGAAUCAUUGAAGACUUGGGCCUCUCUGUACAAGCUUACUCUGUUUUUGGUUCAAUCAUGACGAUUGGAGGAGCUAUUGGAGCCAUUUUAAGUGGAAAAGUUGCAGAUCUUAUUGGUCGAAAACGCACAAUGUGGUUAUCCGACGUAUUCUGCACUGUGGGAUGGCUGACAAUAGCAUUCGCCAAGGGAGCUUGGUGGCUUGAUAUUGGAAGAUUGUCAUUGGGGUUCGGCAUUGGCCUUAUCACAUAUGUGGUACCAGUAUAUGUAGCAGAAAUAACACCAACUAAUCUCCGGGGAACAUUUACAUCAGCCAAUCAGUUGAUGAUAAGUGCUGGGUUUUCACUAGUUUUUUUCAUCGGAAACAACAUUUCCUGGCGUUCCUUGGCUCUAAUUGGUGCUAUUCCAUGCCUCGUUCAACUUGUAGGUUUAUUUUUCAUUCCAGAGUCUCCUAGGUGGCUGGCAAAAUUGGGUAGAGAAAAAGAGUUUCAAGCGGCUUUGCAGAGUCUAAGGGGAGGCAAUGUUGAUGUUUCUGAAGAAGCAGCUGAUAUCCGGGAUAUGAUUAAUAUCUUUGAAGAACAAUCAGAAGCUAGUUUUAUAGACUUGUUCCAGAAGAGAUAUGCUUAUUCAAUCAUUGUUGGAGUAGGACUGAUGCUGCUACAACAAUUUGGAGGAGCAAGUGCAUUCGCAUAUUAUAUCGACACCAUAUUCGAGGAUACAGGUAUUUCAAGUAGUCUUGGAAGCAACUCAGUAGCUAUCCUGCAGAUUCCAACUGCUAUUGUAGGGUUAUUCUUGCUGGACAUAGCUGGAAGACGACAACUCCUGAUGGUUUCUGCUGCUGGAAUGAGCUUGUGCGGGAUUCUACUUGGAUUGUCAUUCUGCUUUCAGGGAAUCAACCAUUUGAAGGACUUGACUCCCACUUUGACACUUAUUGGGAUAUUGGGGUACUUGGCAGCUUUUGCAAUAGGCAUGGCUGGAAUACCAUGGAUCAUAAUGUCAGAGAUAUUCCCGAUUAACAUAAAAGCGUCAGCGGGAAGCCUAGUGACUUUAACCAACUGGUCUUGCUCUUGGGUUAUAACUUACACUUUCAAUUUCAUGAUGGAAUGGAACUCUGCAGGGACAUUUUUCAUUUUCUCGGGCGUUUGCGCUUUAACUGUUGUAUUCAUAUGGAAGUUAGUACCAGAGACCAAGGGAAGAACACUGGAGGAGAUACAAGCAUCCCUAGCUCAUUUUCUAAAAUAGGAAACAGAUAUUAAGUCAGUCGUAAACCUAGCCGGUGUCAUCCCAGCUUUUUGCUGCCUGCGUGAGAGCUCGGGUUAGCGUCUUAUGGUGGUGAAUGUAGUCAGUCAGUCGUUUAUUUUGUCAUGAGAAGAUUUUCGUAUGGAAGACUCUGUACUUUGGUAUCACAAAACACAUA
Molecule: messenger RNA, 1983 nt
Organism: Tripterygium wilfordii
Lineage: Eukaryota; Viridiplantae; Streptophyta; Magnoliopsida; Celastrales; Celastraceae
Product: sugar transporter ESL1-like
Exons: 18
Coding region: 384-1808 (474 amino acids)
Biological process (GO): carbohydrate transport; transmembrane transport
Cellular component (GO): membrane
Molecular function (GO): sugar transmembrane transporter activity
Source: RefSeq, a predicted model, not a curated record